AUCAAUCAAAUCAAAUUGACAAGGGUCUAACAGAGAGAAAUCCGUUUAAAAUUGUGAAUAUAAUAAUUGCUAAUAAUUCUAUUGCUAUAUAAGAUGCCUUUACAACGAAUUGUGGCUCUUUCAACCACAUUAGUGCAGAACAGUCGCCCUAGUUUUAUCCUUAGUACGAAGCAUCAGCAGUUAAAUAAGUACAAAUGUCUAACAAUAAACAGAUUGAAGCACACAAAAGUGUUAAAAAGCGAAAAAGAAAAACUACGCACAUACGUCGUACAGAGAUAUAUCGACUAUGUCAAGAACUACACUAAAGUCCUAGAAAAUAGAUUUCCUACUGCCGUAAAGAUGUACAGAGUCUUCAGUGUAGGAAUCAAAGACUUUCUACGAGAUCUUAAAACAUAUAUAUCCUUAAGAAUAAAAGUUACUAGAGACCAAGGAUUUAGUAAUAUGAGCAGACAAGAUAUUGAGUUGUUCCAAAAAAUGCCAUCAGACAUGUGGAGAAUAGCACCAGUUUUAAUAUUAUCUGCCGUACCUUUUGGAAAUUAUGUUAUUUUUCCUUUGGCCUUCUUAAAACCGAGAUCUCUACUUUGCUCCCACUUCUGGUCAAUACAGCAGAAACUGGAAUUCUCCACACAAGAUUUGGUAGAACGUCUUAGGAAUAAUAAACCCGUCUUCAGAGCCUUACAAGCAAAAGUAGAUUCAAUAAAGGACAAAGAAUUGAAGUUAAAAUGGAAGAGAAUUGUAGGACUACUAGGUUCUGGGGUCCAUCCCAAACCAGAGGAUAUUCUGUCUUGCAAAGAACUAUUUGUAAAUGAACCUUAUCAAUUAAGCAGCUUGACCUAUGCACAUGCGGGUUACCUACUUAAAAUGCAUGGUUUAAGAAAAACCAUAUUCAGGAGGAACAAAUUGAAGUACCGGGCCUUUCUGCUGUUGGAAAUGGACAAAGCGAUCAUCAGGGAAGGAGGAGUAGACUCCCUCCCCAUGGAAACUUUAAGGAACGCAUGCCUAAUAAGAGGUUUGAAUGGCAGUCACUUAACAAACCAAGAAAUGAAGAACUGGCUCCAAAAUUGGCUGUUAAUAUCUCAAAAUGUAGAUAAAACUUCUUAUUCUUUAUUGUUACAUACGCCAAUAUUUUUAGCUUACAAUCAUCCUCAAAAUUGGGUGCUGAUAUAUUAGCAGUUACUAUUCAUGCGUGUGUUUAUACUGUAUUUGUAUAAGUGGCAAGGUAGCUAAUGGUUUUAUUGUUGUCUCUGUUUGCGGAACCGGCCUACUCCUUAAAGGCUUACUAAACUUGGUUGGCGUUUCAUAUACCACUGAUAUGCUGCUUCGACACUAUCUGUAGUACUUUACACGUUUUGAAUGCUGGCUGCCGACUGCAACUGUUGGCCGCACUUGCAACGAAUGCAUGAAAAUAUUCGAUAUCUAAGGGCGACUGAACUUGCUGCUCCCCCUUCGAUUCAAAACGGUUUCACGUAAUUACGAACAACUGCAGCAGAUUUAAUACAGUUGCGGCAUGUGCGGUCGGCAGUUUUAAUCUACAGUUCACAUUAAAAACGUGCCUUUAUCCUUUCGAGGACCGCUACUCCAGUAUGUGACCUUUACUUUUUAAUUUUAUAGAAAAACGAGGAUUUAUAAGGAAAAAUCUCUUUGAUACCAAAAUGUUAAAAAUGUUAGUGCUUAGGUUUGUGUAUCAGCAAUAAAAUAACUAUGGUAUUGCUUACAAGCUAUGUUUGCUUAAAGCUAUGCAAAAAAAUCUUAAAUAAUUAACAGUAAAGAAUAUUAUGUGUAUUGGGAAAUGGAAAAUAGAUUUGCUUUCCACUGUCAAAAGAGCCACAAAUGAAAGUUAUGAUGUAACUAUUUUACUUCCAAUAUAUUGAAUGUUUAUCGAAGCUUCCUAUUCUUCUUAGCUAUUCUUUUGAAAGAAGAUCAGAUGUUUUGUGCCAAAAAUAGACAAAUAAUUACAACCUUAUAUGUAAGUAAAAAUAUUGCAGGAACCAAAAUUAUGGCCUUAUAUAAACUUACCCAAAGCCUGAUUCCUACUAUAGGUAUGUUCUUGCACACAAUUAUUUUACAUUAUAUUGACUAUCAUCACCAUAUCGUCCACCAACAAGGUGGACAGACAACCUUAUAAAGGUCGCCGGAAGACGCUGGUUGCAGGUCGCCUCCAACAGGUAUCUGUGGAGAUCUAUAGGGGAGGCCUAUGUUCAGCAGUGGACGUCCUAUGGCUGAGAUGAUGAUGAUGAUGAUAUUGACUAUGACAAUUAAUAUUAAUAUUUAUUGCAAAUUAUAAAUAUAGUUGUAAUGUAUUUUACUGUGAAUUUGCGUCAAAUUAUAAUUUGUCUUCUUUGCUGUACUUCCAAAAAUCCUGUACAUAUUGUGGUCGAUGUUUGUCUAAGCAGAGUAGUGUUAUUUUAUACUUUUGAUAAAUAUAU
This is a messenger RNA of Helicoverpa zea (corn earworm), 2426 nucleotides long. Its product is annotated as LETM1 domain-containing protein 1. NCBI's taxonomy places the organism in Eukaryota, Metazoa, Arthropoda, Insecta, Lepidoptera, Noctuidae. Bases 94 to 1170 code for a protein of 358 amino acids. Gene Ontology annotation, cellular component: mitochondrial inner membrane. The transcript is spliced from 4 exons. Gene Ontology annotation, biological process: intracellular monoatomic cation homeostasis. The record is from RefSeq and is a predicted model, not a curated record. Gene Ontology annotation, molecular function: ribosome binding.